CAAUUUACUUCAGUAUUUGGAGUGGGAGUGAAGACAUCUGAGAAAUGGUACAGAAUGGGUUUACGAACUCUGGAAGAGGUAAAAGCUGUCAAGACCCUGAAGCUGACAAAAAUGCAGAAAGCAGGGUUUCUCUACUAUGAGGACCUUGUUAGCUGUGUAUCUAAGGCAGAAGCUGAUGCAGUAAGCUUGAUUGUCAAGAAUACUGUGUGUACGUUUCUACCAGAUGCUUUAGUUACCAUAACCGGUGGUUUCAGGAGGGGUAAGAAGAUCGGACAUGAUAUAGAUUUUUUGAUCACCAAUCCAGGACCAAGAGAAGAUGAUGAACUAUUGCAUAAAGUUGUUGACUUAUGGCAAAAGCAGGGUUUACUCCUAUAUUGUGAUAUCAUUGAAUCAACAUUUGUAAAGGAACAGCUACCAAGCAGAAAAGUUGAUGCCAUGGAUAAUUUUCAGAAGUGUUUUGCAAUUUUAAAAUUAUAUCAGCCGAGAGUAGACGACAACAGUUACAACACGUCAAAAAAAUUUGAUAUGACAGAAGUCAAAGACUGGAAGGCAAUCCGUGUGGAUCUGGUCAUAACCCCCUUUGAACAAUACGCAUAUGCUCUGUUAGGCUGGACAGGCUCCAGGCAAUUUGGACGUGAUUUGCGGAGGUAUGCUACUCAUGAAAGGAAGAUGAUAUUGGAUAACCAUGCUUUAUAUGACAGGAGAAAGGUACUGUUUAUUCUCAGAAAUAAAGCUAUCAUGUUUUUAUUUCUGA
Tauraco erythrolophus (red-crested turaco) is the source of this 754-nucleotide messenger RNA. Lineage: Eukaryota; Metazoa; Chordata; Aves; Musophagiformes; Musophagidae. The record is from RefSeq and is a predicted model, not a curated record.